Messenger RNA from Striga asiatica, 414 nucleotides. The record is from the annotation of a GenBank genome assembly. NCBI's taxonomy places the organism in Eukaryota, Viridiplantae, Streptophyta, Magnoliopsida, Lamiales, Orobanchaceae.
AUGAGUCAGCAUCCGCUCUUAAGUGAAGCAGAAGUAAUUGAGGAUGAAAGUAUCCAAAUGCCUCCGCCAAGAAGGAGAUCUCCACGUGCUGUUAUGAGAAAACCUAAGCCGCCAACCACUUUAAUUGAUGAGUUUCUUGACGAGUAUUCCCAAAUACGGCAUGUAUUCUUUCCUAAAAUAGAGACGGCCAUAGAUACCAUGAUGUGUGCUGAAAGCGACAAAUUUUACUAUUACCCAGGGAGAACAUGGCUUGACACUGAAGGAAAUCCGAUUCAGGCCCAUGGGGGUGGUAUUGUGUAUGACGAGAGGUCGAGUAAGUACUAUUGGUAUGGGGAAUAUAAAGAUGGACCCACUUACCAAGCUCACAAAAAUGGAUACUCACGGGAAGUUUUACUCUUUACUUGUGGAGUUUAG